AUGACAAUCACGAGUCCGAGAGGGAAACUGUCAAGGAGCUCCUGAUCAAUUUCAGGAAACUGGCUGCGGAGCUGCAGAUGCAGAUAACUCGGCUAGACAGGCUUGACAUGGACAUUGGUGGCCGGCUGGGUGGCCUGGAAGAGGGCAUCAG
Molecule: messenger RNA, 151 nt
Organism: Symbiodinium necroappetens
Lineage: Eukaryota; Dinophyceae; Suessiales; Symbiodiniaceae
Source: the annotation of a GenBank genome assembly